Messenger RNA from Phytophthora nicotianae INRA-310, 162 nucleotides. RefSeq lists its product as hypothetical. Bases 1 to 162 code for a protein of 53 amino acids. The transcript is spliced from 2 exons. NCBI's taxonomy places the organism in Eukaryota, Oomycota, Peronosporomycetes, Peronosporales, Peronosporaceae. The record is from RefSeq and is a predicted model, not a curated record.
AUGUACGGAGAGCCACGCGCCUUCAACAACACCACAGCAGGCACGUGCUUCGCGGCACUCAAGAAUCACGACUCCAUGAAGCAGCGACCACGUCGACGCCGUCUUCAAGGCAACGGCAAGCACUUACCAGACGCAGGAGACCGAGUAACACACGAGUACUAA